GAUCAGAGCCUGUUUCUGGGGCUGAACCGGGACAGGAGAACGAACGGACGGCUCUUCUGCGGGAAGUAAACGCGCAUCCAGGGCUUUAUUUCCCAUUUUCUACCUAGCGUAUCUCCCUUUUCUUUCUCGUCUUCCCCACCUGCUGAGAUGAGGAGUUAAUCAACAAAGGAUCAGCUGCUCAUUAAGUUUUGAAGUUGUUGGAAAGAGUUCGGACAGGACAAGAGGAAGAUGCUGGGGUUUGAGGUCAUCGCUCUCUGUCUUCUUUUUGGAGCCCUGACUCACGGCCAGCAGGAGUGCGGCAAGAAAAAUGAAUGUCCCAUAGACGUGCACUUCACCAUAGACACAUCUGAGACCAUCGCCAUGCAGGAGCCGCCCCCAGGAGCUCUGGUGGAGAGCAUCAAGACAUUCGUUCAGAUGUUUGCAGAGCGUUUGGUUGAUUCUGACAUCAAAGGUACUGUGGGGGUCAAAUGGAACGUCGGUGGACUGCACUUCUCCCAGGAAAAUAGGAUUAUCACUGAAAUUGGACCCAAGAACGCUUUCAUCAGUGCCGUGGGUGGAAUCCGUUACCUGGGUAAGGGCACCCACAUCGACUGCGCCCUCGGGAACAUGACGCUGCAAAUGAAGAGAUUUCCCAGUCACCCCAAUGCCCUCCGAUUUGCUGUGGUCAUCACCGACGGCCACGUUACUGGAGAACCCUGCUGGGGCAUCAAAGUGGCAGCAGAGAGAGCUCGUGAGGAGAACAUCCGGAUAUUUGUCGUAGCUGCAUCCAAGAACGUGGAUGAGAACGGGCUGAGGGAGAUCGCCAACUCUCCUGCAAACGUCUACAGGAGGGAAUACAUGGCUGUGGAUCUGAGCCAAGGCAGAGCAAUCAUACAUGAAGACACCAUUGACCGCAUCAUCAACACAAUGAAACAUCUGGCGUUCGUAGAGUGUUACAAAGUGACCUGUCUGGAAACAAAAGGGUCUGAUGGUCCACAAGGCUCCAGAGGACAGAAAGGAGCCAAAGGAGAUAACGGCGACCCAGGUCUGAAAGGAGGAAAAGGUCGCCCAGGAGACCCUGGUAUCGAAGGUCCCAUCGGUCAGCCCGGUUCCAAAGGACAACCAGGUCUUUUGGGCGAUAAGGGAGAAAUUGGAACUCAGGGGAAAAAGGGCGCUGGUGGCAUCCCAGGACGCAAUGGGACAGAUGGACAGAAGGGUAAAAUUGGACGGAUCGGAGCUCCUGGCUGCAAAGGAGACCCAGGCGACAGAGGUCCUGAUGGUCACCCCGGGGACGUCGGUGAACGUGGUUUCGCUGGAACUGAAGGAGAUAAGGGUGAUGCCGGUCGCCCUGGUAGACCUGGACCCUCUGGCCCAUCCGGAGAGGCUGGACCAAAGGGAGAGAGUGGAAGUCCUGGAUCACCUGGCGACCCUGGACUGAAAGGAAACCCAGGAACCCCUGGACGUCAGGGACCCAAUGGAGAGUCUGGGAGAAGAGGAGACUAUGGGCCAAAGGGUGCUCAAGGGUCAGAUGGCAAUAAGGGUGAUAAGGGUGAAAUGGGUCCAGAGGGCUCGAGAGGACUGCCAGGUGAAUCAGGAAACCAAGGAACAAAGGGAGACAGUGGCCUGCCAGGGCCCAGGGGACCACCGGGGACAACAGGCGAGGCUGGAAAAAAUGGUACCAGAGGUGACCCUGGUGAUGCUGGACCUCGAGGAGAACCUGGACAGGUUGGACCGAAGGGAGACCAUGGAAGACCUGGCUUCGGCUAUGCCGGGUCAAGAGGAGAACCGGGUGAUAAAGGAGGUAACGGCAAUCGUGGGCCUCGCGGCGGCAGAGGAGACUGUGGUCAAAAGGGUGACCCAGGAAAUAAAGGAACUCUGGGAGAGGGAGGUGAGCCCGGAUCUUCAGGUGAGCCAGGCCUAAGAGGACCAAGAGGAGAGGGUGGGCGUGAUGGAUAUCCUGGCCCUGAGGGAGAUCCCGGCCUCACGGAAUGUGAUGUUAUGAACUACAUCAGGGAAACAUGUGGCUGCUGUGACUGUGAGAAACGCUGCGGACCCCUGGACAUUGUGUUUGUGAUUGACAGCUCAGAGUCAGUUGGUCUGACCAACUUCACCCUGGAAAAGAACUUUGUCAUCAACACAAUCAACAGAUUGGGAUCUCUAGCCAAAGACCCCAAGUCAGAGACAGGCACAAGAGUGGGAGUUGUUCAGUACAGUCACAGUGGAACCUUCCAGGCCAUCCGACUCGACGACCCCAAGAUCGAUUCAAUGUCUGCUUUCAAGAAUGCAGUGAAGCGCUUGGAGUGGAUCGCCGGAGGAACAUGGACUCCAUCCGCUCUCAAGUACGCCUACGACAACCUGAUCAGGGACAGCCGCAGGGCCAAAGCCAACGUCACUGUAGUUGUCAUCACAGACGGACGCUUCGACCCCAGAGAUGACGACUCUCUGCUCACCUACCUCUGCAGUCAUCCCGGGGUCGAUGUGAGUGCUAUUGGUAUCGGAGACAUGUUCGACCAGAUUGAGGAGAAUGAGAGUCUGAAGAGCAUCGCCUGCCAGAAGAGUGGCAGGGUGCUGGGCAUGAAGCGCUUUGCAGACCUGGUGGCAGAGGAGUUCAUCAGCAAGAUUGAAACCGUUCUCUGCCCAGAGCCCAUCGUCGUAUGCCCUGAUCUCCCUUGUAAAUCAGAGCCUGCAGUGGCUAGCUGUGUUCAGCGGCCAGUGGAUGUGGUGUUCCUGUUGGAUGGAUCUGAGAGGAUGGGACUGGAGGACCACCGGAGGGCCAAAGAGUUCAUCGAGAACGUGGCUCGCCGCCUCACCCUGGCCAGCGGCCAGUCAGACAACAGGAAUGCCCGCUUGGCUCUGCUGCAGUACGGCAGCCCUACAGAACAGCGGGUGGAGUUCGCGCUCACACACAAUCUCACAGUGAUCUCUGAUUCGCUGUCAGGGGUGAACUACAUGGACUCCUCCUCCGCUCUGGGCAGCGCCAUCAUCUAUGCUGUCAACAAUCUGGUGAUUCCACAGAGGGGAGAACGCUUGGCUCGUCGCAACGCUGAGCUGGCCUUUGUGUUCGUCACUGAUGGCAUCACAGCCAGCGAGCAGCUGGAUGAGGGCGUGGAUGCCAUGAGGCGAGCUGAAGGCGUUCCUACGGUGAUAGCCGUGGGAACAGACACAGAUGAAGAGGUGCUGCGGAAGGUGUCACUCGGGGAUACGUCGGCCAUCUUUAGAGGAGCUGACUUCGCCAUGCUGAACAAACCGUCAUUCUUUGAGCGCUUCAUCCGCUGGAUAUGCUAGUGAGGAACUGUAACGCUCGGCACCAUAGAAUUAGAACCCAUAGAAUGAGCGAAGGGCCAGCUCCUUCAGCGUAACGCAAAUACACACAGGGGCAUUAACAAACCCUCUGUGAUCAUUAUCUUUACUGGAUGCAAGGCACUAAGGCGGCUACAUAUCCUGUUGUUAUGGGUGAAGAUUCUCUGACAAAAGCCCAAAAAAUCCACGUAGGACCAGCUGACACACUCACACAAACACAUGCAAUAUCAUUUUUAACUUGAUUGUUCUAGUCAUUCUAAAUCUAUGGUCAGCACUUCCGACCAAAGACACUCCUAAGUAUCCCAGAAGAGAGGUGUGUGAUUAAUGGAUGUGUACAAAACAAAUUGUACGCUUCAUUUAGUUUUUAUGUUGUAUUGAUUUUCAGUUUGCAGUCUCUCUCUCCCUCUCUCUCUCCACCUCUCUCUCUCUCUCCCUCACAAGGUUGUCUGCACAAAGUCAGUAUUUAGGUGCUAAAAAAGUAAUAAAGGACAAAGCUAUUUGAGUAGUUUUGGAAACUUUUUACAUUGUGUUAUGCUGUAAUUACUAUAGUUUGUUCAGGGGAUAAAAAAAAGUGCAUGUACACUUAUCUUCUCCAGGGGUAAAAAAUCGCACAUAAAUGCCUCACACUGUGGUUAACUACACAUGCAUUACCAGACAAACAUAAUGGAACCAAUCUGUAAACAUGGAUUUCCAAAUAAAUCCGAAUGUGGUGACC
Messenger RNA from Anoplopoma fimbria (sablefish), 3994 nucleotides. It is a transcript of the gene col6a2, whose product is annotated as collagen, type VI, alpha 2. The transcript is spliced from 32 exons. The record is from RefSeq and is a predicted model, not a curated record. NCBI's taxonomy places the organism in Eukaryota, Metazoa, Chordata, Actinopteri, Perciformes, Anoplopomatidae. Bases 229 to 3264 code for a protein of 1011 amino acids.